AUGUCGGAGCAAGCAGCCAUUUCGGGAGAAAAUGCGAGAAAUCCAUCAGAGCUACUCUCGCAGAGUGCUAAUUCGACAUUGUCGGCUAUGGACCCCGCUGGUUCAAGUUACGGCUCGGCUCUCGAAUCCAAACCGCCUCAACUCGCGGAAGCCUCCCCAUUCGAACCUACCGGACUGAGUCGAAUCUCGAAGUCGCAAUGCGUAGCGGACGCAUCCGACACCGAUAUCAUCAUGACCGAAUAUUCCGUCGUUCCACCUACCAGGGUGCCGUCAGAAAGGUCGGCCGGUGCUGCUGCAUCUGAUCUCCAACCUCAAGCCAGCGAGAUGAUGGAAACAGAAGACAAUAACAUGACGCAGAGUUUCACUCGCAAACAAGAUUCUCCCAAGCACAGCCUGGGUCAAAACCUGCACCGUCUACCUCAAGUGCUCCUGGACGAACAUCAUCCGAGACUCGAAAUUAAUUCGUUAUGUUUCGAUGAUGAGGGCAUAAUACCCCGGAUAUUCUGCUCUUUUGUUACCAAAUAUGGCGCUUCUGUUAAUGUUCUCAGACGCUUCGGAUACAUGGCAACGCUGCUUUUCACAUUGAACUUCCAAAGCGAGGCGUUCCAGAUGUCACUUCGUAUUGUCGAUCAGAUCAAUCGUCAAGUGUCGGUUCAGGGACUUUCGCGUCAGCUUCUGCCAUUAUAUGUCAUAUCGUGUGCUCAAUUUGCUGGCUCAGUGGGCGAAAGAUUGGAAGCAAUGUCGCUUGUUCGACAGACAUAUAAUUGGCUGUCAAGGUGCCAUCUGUCUGGACAACACACCGGCCAACAGACUACUUCAUGUCUGGAGGCCCUCCUCCAAGUGGAGGAAGAUAACCCAGUGCAGCGAGACAAGGUGACGGCCUACUGGUUCUGGGACGCUGCACUCUCCGAUUUCCAGGAAGACGAAGAGCACUUUAUUUGGUCAGACAUGUUGGAAUGCAACAGCAUUGACAGCGCCUUUCAUUUUCUCCACGAGGACAGGGAUAUCUUGAAUUUAAUGAAGGAUGCAAUCACCAAGAUAAAGAAGAGUCUACAAGCCUAUAAGGAAGAAAUCGAUGGGGUAUGGUGUCGCCACCUACGAGCCUUCGAAGACGAUCUCUACAUAGGUCGAGAAUUGGCACGCUUAGUUUUGAAGCCUCGUGUGUUACAAGAUGCCGGACAUCUCGAUGAUCUGGUCUCUACUGAGAGCGCAGAAGAUCUUGAUAACUCAAUAAUUAUCUCCCGACUCCUGGAACCAAUCUUGUCAGUGAUGUGUGUUAUAAUCGGCAAGCAGGGGCGAAGAGAAUGGAUCGGUGGCGGACGUUGGAGCGCCUCAACCAGCAACUUCAAACUCUCAGCUAUGCUCAUGGAUGCGGCUCUGUCAAUCCAGCGAGCAGUAUGCCGUGGCCCGAAGGUUGAAGGUGAUGUCGUUGAUGGUUUGAUAACGGCCGACAGCUAUGAAGACUUCAUCGGCGCAUGUCUUCGCGAAUUGAAUGCCAGGAAGAUGAGGAAAUUCCCGUCAGAGGCAAUGGACGACAAAGACCUGAUUGAAAUGACGGCUCUCCUGGCGAAAGUAUCGAAUCACUCAGACCUUGAAUCAUUGGACAAAACAUUCUUGCCGUUGACACUCUGCGUUGUGCCGCCCAACUCACUCUUCCCAUCCAAAUUGAUCCGUCCCGCCACUCUCUCAAAUCCCCUUCACGUUGAAGCUAUAAGGGCCUACAGCGCAGAGACUUGGGCCGGCCCAUCUCUCGCCAGAUCUUGUACGUCGUCGAUAAGUUCGGGUUACAAGUCGUUCAAGGCAACAGCUGCUGCGCAUGGAAUGGUUGGAUCUAUGCAACCCCCAACGAUUCCUCCAGUUCCAAUGGUGAAUUGGUCGGAGCUUAUGAGCUUGAAGUUCCAUGCUGGGACAGGAUUCCCUUCGAUUCAUAUGACGAGUAUUCCUUCCGUCAUCUCAACCCGCGACUUUGAGUGUCACUCCGUCGACGAAGACAUAGUCUUGUGA
Molecule: messenger RNA, 2004 nt
Organism: Fonsecaea nubica
Lineage: Eukaryota; Fungi; Ascomycota; Eurotiomycetes; Chaetothyriales; Herpotrichiellaceae
Exons: 1
Coding region: 1-2004 (667 amino acids)
Source: RefSeq, a predicted model, not a curated record